AUGAUGAUAAAUAACUUAUCAGUUGACAAAUUGUUUAUAUCUUUCACAGGAAUCGAGAUAAUUAAGCUCAAAGUUGACGGUUUGGGUGGAUGGCACGGUCCAGCAAAAUGUCUGAUUGGUUGUGAUAAAGUGGUCACAAGGAACGUAAACAAUAUUGUUUAUGGAGAUGCUACCAAUCUUCCAUUCGCCGACGAAUCUUUCGAUUUUGUUCUAAACGUGGAAGCUGCUCAUCUUUACUCUGACUAUCGAAAAUUCCUCGAAGAAUGCGCUCGUGUUCUCCGGUUGGGAGGUGUUUUCUGCUAUGCUGACGUUCGCUACCCUCGUGAUGUAUCUCUAAUUAAUGAAGCAGCGAAUGCGGCUGGAUUCGAAACUAGGCAUAUCGAAUAUUGCACCGAGGAAGUUGUGGUGGGUUUGAAUCAUGUAGCGAGGAAGUACGAUGAUCUUCUUGAAAAGGCUCCAUUGUUCGUGAAGCUAUUCAAAAAAUCGUUGAGAGCAACAUAUUGUGCUCCUGGAACAGAGGCUAAUGAGAGAUUGAGAAGUCAGCAGAAAAUCUACGUGGCAGCGAUGUGGGUGAAGUUGUGA
Caenorhabditis briggsae is the source of this 582-nucleotide messenger RNA. The transcript has 5 exons. Gene Ontology annotation, biological process: sterol biosynthetic process. The coding region runs from base 1 to 582 and encodes 193 amino acids. NCBI's taxonomy places the organism in Eukaryota, Metazoa, Nematoda, Chromadorea, Rhabditida, Rhabditidae. Gene Ontology annotation, molecular function: sterol 24-C-methyltransferase activity. The record is from RefSeq and is a predicted model, not a curated record. Gene Ontology annotation, cellular component: endoplasmic reticulum.